Molecule: messenger RNA, 4050 nt
Organism: Megalops cyprinoides (Indo-Pacific tarpon)
Lineage: Eukaryota; Metazoa; Chordata; Actinopteri; Elopiformes; Megalopidae
Gene: copa
Product: COPI coat complex subunit alpha
Exons: 29
Coding region: 108-3779 (1223 amino acids)
Biological process (GO): intracellular protein transport; intra-Golgi vesicle-mediated transport; retrograde vesicle-mediated transport, Golgi to endoplasmic reticulum
Cellular component (GO): COPI vesicle coat
Molecular function (GO): structural molecule activity; protein binding
Source: RefSeq, a predicted model, not a curated record
UUGCUCAUGGUUUAGGAGUUUUAUUUGAUAAUAUCGAGUUGUUAAUAGUAUUGAGUCGGAGAAUAAACAGACAUUGACUUUCGGUGGCGCUCCCUUUUCGAAAGACGAUGUUGACCAAAUUUGAGACGAAGUCGGCCCGAGUGAAAGGGCUGAGUUUCCAUCCCAAGCGCCCCUGGAUCCUGGCGAGUCUGCACAACGGAGUGAUCCAGCUCUGGGACUACCGCAUGUGCACUCUCAUCGAUAAGUUUGACGAGCACGACGGUCCGGUCAGAGGGAUAGAUUUCCACAAGCAGCAGCCCCUUUUCGUGUCCGGUGGAGAUGAUUACAAAAUCAAGGUGUGGAACUACAAGCUGCGGCGCUGUCUGUUCACCCUGCUGGGUCACCUGGACUACAUCCGCACCACCUUCUUCCACCAUGAGUACCCCUGGAUCCUGAGCGCCUCCGAUGACCAGACCAUCCGCAUCUGGAACUGGCAGUCCAGGACCUGUGUGUGUGUGCUGACAGGCCAUAAUCACUAUGUGAUGUGUGCUCAGUUCCACCCGUCGGAGGACCUGGUGGUGUCGGCCAGCCUGGACCAGACCGUGCGGGUGUGGGAUAUCUCUGGUCUGCGGAAGAAGAACCUGUCGCCAGGCUCCUUGGAAACGGAGGUGCGCGGGAUCUCUGGGGUGGACCUGUUCGGCGCGUCGGACGCCGUGGUCAAACAUGUGCUGGAGGGUCACGAUCGCGGGGUGAACUGGGCCGCCUUCCAUCCCAGCAUGCCCCUCAUUGUCUCUGGAGCCGACGAUCGACAGGUCAAGAUCUGGAGGAUGAACGAGUCGAAGGCGUGGGAGCUGGACACCUGUAGGGGGCACUAUAACAACGUGUCGUGUGCGGUGUUCCACCCAAGGCAGGAGCUCAUCCUGUCCAACUCUGAGGACAAGAGCAUCCGCGUGUGGGACAUGUCCAAGAGGACGGGGGUGCAGACCUUCCGCAGGGACCACGACCGCUUCUGGGUGCUGGGGGCGCACCCCAACCUCAACCUGUUCGCUGCAGGUCACGACAGCGGGAUGCUGGUGUUUAAGCUGGAGCGGGAGCGUCCGGCCUACGCUGUGUACGGGAACAUGCUUUACUACGUCAAAGAGCGCUUCCUGCGUCAGCUGGACUUCCACAGCAGCAAGGACACAGCCGUCAUGCAGCUGCGCAGUGGCUCUAAGUUCCCCGUGUUCAGCAUGUCCUACAACCCAGCCGAGAAUGCAGUUCUGCUCUGUACAAGAGCAACUAACCUGGAGAACAGCACCUACGACCUGUACUCCAUCCCCCGAGACAGCGACUCCCAGAACCCAGACGCGCCCGAGGGAAAGCGCUCCUCUGGUCUGACUGCAGUUUGGGUCGCCAGGAACCGGUUCGCUGUGCUGGACCGCAUGCACUCUCUGCUGAUUAAGAACCUGAAGAAUGAGAUUGUGAAGAAGGUGGCGGUGCCGAGCUGUGAGGAGAUCUUCUACGCGGGGACAGGCUCGCUGCUGCUCAGAGACGCAGACGGGGUCACGCUCUUCGAUGUGCAGCAGAAACGCUCUCUCGCCACCGUCAAAAUCGCCAAGGUCAAGUACGUGGUGUGGUCUGCCGACACCAGCCACGUCGCUCUGCUGGCCAAGCACGCCAUCAUGAUCUGCAACAGGAAGCUGGAGAGUUUGUGUAACAUCCACGAGAACAUCCGUGUGAAGAGCGGAGCCUGGGACGAGAGCGGCGUCUUCAUCUACACCACCUCCAACCACAUCAAAUACGCCCUCACCUCAGGGGAUCAUGGUAUAAUCCGGACCCUGGACCUGCCCAUCUACGUGACGCGGGUUCGAGGGAACAGUGUGUACUGCCUGGACCGGGAGUGUCGGCCGCGAGUGCUCACCAUCGACCCCACAGAGUACCGCUUCAAGCUGGCCCUCGUCAACCGCAAGUAUGAGGAGGUGCUGCACAUGGUGCGAAACGCCAAGCUGGUGGGCCAGUCCAUCAUCGCCUACCUGCAGAAGAAGGGCUAUCCAGAGGUCGCGCUGCACUUCGUCAAAGACGAGAAGACCCGCUUCAGUUUGGCACUCGAAUGCGGCAACAUCGAGGUGGCGCUGGAGGCAGCCAAGGCGCUGGAUGAGCGAGGCUGCUGGGAGCGUCUGGGGGAGGCUGCACUGCUGCAGGGUCACCACCAGGUGGUGGAGAUGUGCUACCAGAGAACCAAGAACUUCGACAAGCUCACCUUCCUCUACCUGAUCACCGGCAACCUGGCCAAGCUCCGCAAGAUGAUGAAAAUCGCGGAGAUCAGGAAGGACAUGAGUGGACACUAUCAGGGCGCUCUAUAUCUGGGGGACGUGAGUGAGAGAGUUCGCAUUCUGAAGAACUGCGGCCAGAAGUCACUGGCAUAUCUGACAGCUGCCACUCAUGGGAUGGAUGAGGAGGCGGAGGCCCUGAAGGAGACUUUCGACCCGGAGAAGGAGACGGUGCCAGAAAUCGACCCUGACGCUCAGCUGCUGCAGCCGCCGCCCCCCAUCAACCCCCUGGACACCAACUGGCCCCUCCUCACCGUCUCCAAGGGCUUCUUCGAGGGCGCCAUAGCAGCCAAGGGGAAGGCCGGGCAGAUGGCCGCGGAUUUGGACAUGGACGCUCCUGGCGGGGAGGGCUGGGGGGAGGAUGCAGAGCUGCAGCUCGACGAAGACGGCUUCAUGGACGCGCAGGAAGGAGUGGGCGAGGAGGGGGGGGCGGGGAAGGAAGAGGGCGGCGGCUGGGAGGUGGAGGAGGACCUGGACCUGCCCCCGGAGCUGGAGCUGCCCGCGGGUGCAGGGGGCGGGGCUGAGGAUGGCUUCUUUGUUCCGCCCACCAAGGGCAUCAGCCCCACGCAGACGUGGUGCAACAACUCCCAGCUGCCCGUCGACCACAUCCUGGCAGGGUCCUUCGAAACAGCCAUGCGGCUGCUGCAUGACCAGGUGGGCGUGGUGCAGUUUGGGCCCUACAAGCCACUGUUCCUGCAGACCUUCUCCAGGGGGCGCACCUGCUACCUGGGGCUGCCAUCCCUGCCCUGCCUGCGGGGCCACCCCCAGAGGAACUGGAAGGAGGGCGGGGCUAAGCAGGGCGUGCCAGCGGUGGGGCUCCGCCUCUCUGACCUCAUCGCCCGGCUUCAGCAGUGCUACCAGCUGACCACGGCGGGCCGCUUCGAGGAGGCCGUGGAGCGCUUCCGCGCCAUCCUGCUCUCCGUCCCGCUGCUCGUGGUCGACAACAAGCAGGAGAUCGCAGAGGCACAGCAGCUGAUCACCAUCUGCAGGGAGUAUAUCGUGGGUCUCACCAUGGAGACGGAGAGGAAGAAACUGCCCAAAGACACCCUGGAGCAGCAGAAGAGGCUGUGUGAGAUGGCAGCGUAUUUCACUCACUGCAGUCUGCAGCCGGUUCACAUGGUGCUGGUGCUGCGAACAGCUCUCAAUCUCUUCUUCAAACUGCGCAACUUCAAGACCGCAGCCGGCUUCGCCCGCCGCCUGUUGGAGCUGGGGCCCAAACCCGAGGUGGCACAGCAGACGAGAAAGAUUCUGGCCGCGUGUGAGAAGACUCUGACAGAUGCCCACCAGCUGAACUACGACCCCCACAAUCCCUUUGACCUGUGCGCCGCCUCCUUCACUCCCCUGUACCGCGGCAGGCCGGUGGAGAAGUGUCCGCUGUCCGGGGCCUGUUACUGCCCCACCUACAAGGGCCAGGUGUGCCGGGUCACACAGGUGACAGAGAUCGGGAAGGACGUGAUCGGACUGCGCGUUAGCCCUUUGCAGUUCCGUUAGUGACAGACAGGGGGCGCCAGCUGAUGAAGAAGAAGAAAAAAGAAAAUAUAUCAUAUUACUGAAAAGUAAACCUCUUUCCCCUCUUGGUGUCUGGUUGCUUUGUGUUUCAUCCUUCCCACAAUGCCUUUCUUCGCUCCUGUUACUGCACAUCAGUGCAGACUGUAGGAAGGAACACACUCUGUGCUAACUGCUAAUCCAUGUACCUGCAGAAUAUUCCAGCUGUAUCAGUCUGUGUAAGAGCUGAGAAACCUCAAUAAAUCCCUUUACUCAC